GCACGUGCCUCGGUGGCGCUUCUUGAGUUCUGGGACCAUAUUUCGUGGUCGUCAGUUAUCUUGCAGAUAACGAACUUCAACAGAAGCCAAGAGGCACGUGUGUUUGCACCCACUUUAUCCUAUGCGGCGAAGCCCGAGCGCGGGAACUUCAGUGCGUCACCCACGUCACGUCGAACUUUCAGAGCUGAAAAAUAGUUAAAAUUGCCGAGGGGAGCCACUUUGUCAAAAGCAGUUGUAUUAGACGAAAGCGGCCAAAUUCUGGGAUGGUCGGAAGGUCACCCUGUAAACCACUGGCUUGUUGGAAUGAAGGAAUGCCAAAGACGUGUCUAUGAACUUGUUCUGGCUGCCAAGCAAAAUGCUGGUCUUAGUCAAGAAGUUAGCCUCGCAUCACUAAGCCUUUGUCUCAGUGGCUGUGAGCAAGAGACAACAAAUAAUGAUCUAAAAGAACUUAUCUUGAAGGAGCACCCUGACAUUGCAUCAUCAGUAGUGGUAAAAAGCGAUGUCAUUGGAGCACUCAAGACAGUUGCACCAAAUGGAGGUGUUGUCCUGAUAGCUGGUACAGGAUCCAAUUGUUUGCUCGUCAAUCCUAAUGAUUCAAUGCAUCGCUGUGGAGGCUGGGGACAUAUUCUUGGGGAUGAAGGUUCUGGUUUCACUAUCUCGAUACAAGCCAUCAAAAUGGUUCUUCAUGAAGAUGAAAAUUUUCGGGCUCCUCAGUGGAGUUCCCAAAAGAUUCGUGAACUCAUAAAGGAGCACUUUCAGGUUAAGGAAAUGCUGGAGCUUCUGCCUUUCUGUUAUACCAACUUCAAGAAGCAAUUCAUUGCGGCAAUGUGUGUGAAGGUGGCAAAUUUGGCCAGGGAAGGAGACAAGCUAAGCCAGCACCUGUUUCAAAUGGCAGGAAAAGACCUGGCAGACCAUGUUGCAGCAGUCUUGCCUCAUGCAGAAAAGAGUCUUUUGGAAGGUGAAGGUGGCCUUCCCAUAGUCUGUGUGGGAUCAAUUUUCAAAAGCUGGGACCUCUUGCAAAAAGGUUUUGAAGAAGUGCUCUGCCCCAAAGUUUCUGAGUUCACUCUCCUCCAGCCAACUGUAUCAGCUGCACUGGGAGCCGCACUCUAUGGGGCUUCAUUGCUUGACUGCAAGCUGCCUAUCAAUUUCAAAGAAAAUUCCAGACGGCUAUACCAUUUCAAACAGGGCAGCAAGCAGAACUAGGUCUGGACUCGAUGUAUCUUUUUGUGCGCAUAACAGUAACAUGCGAUAGAAAAUCAAGCUUUGGGUAUAGCCUAGAAGAGGCAUGAGCUACACAUUAGAAGGCAUAGCAUACCAGCUUUUGGUAGCCAAGCUGCCGUGAGCAGUGCCAUUAUGUGUAUUUAGUAACAAAUGACAUUUUUUUAGUGAUAACAAUAAUUUUUUGAAUAUCCUUGCCUUAUGCUUUCUUUAUUUCUUUAAAUCUUGAACGUCAAUAUUCUAGUUUUGUUUUCUUUCUGUGAGCCUACCCUCACUAAGUGUUAAAUCAAGCCUGUGCUGUAACAGGCUCAUCUUUCAUUAUCUACAUAUUGUGGUGCUGUCUGUACCUUUUUUAUGCCCACAGAGUGCCUGUUCAAAGUUUACCAAUUGCCCGUGUGCUUGCGUUGUAGUGCACGUUAAGGAACCUCAGGUGGUCAAAAUUAAUUCGGUUCCCUUCACUAUGGCGUGCCUCAUAAUCAGAACUGGUUUUGGCACGUAAAACCCCAGGAAGAAGAAGAAGAAAGUUUACCAAUUCUGAUUUACUUUGAGCAUGCUACAGUGCAUGUGAGAUACAAUAUACUCCUUGCAAGACAGAAGUUCACAGGAAGAUGGAGGCUCGAAGUGAUGAGCACUGGUCCAACAAGGAAUGUCGCUGGAGUCAACAUUGUUGAAAGGGCUUGUAGAAGCAUUGGCUCCAGUGACAUUCCUUGUUUGACCACUGAUCAUCAAUACACUCCUUGGUCACUUGAGGCAGCAAUGGUUUCCUCUGCUUUUAUACAUGGCUAUAAUAAGAAAAUCUACACCUUAAUGUAUCAGCACAUUUUUGAAUGCAGUGAGCCUGUGCUUCUCAAUAUAUAAGUAAUGACCCCAAGAAGGGUCACAGAUUCAGUGGAGGGGGUCAUCAGAAGCAGAUUGAACAUUUUUUAAAUACUCUUUGCCUCAUCACAAAGUAGCUCAUGGAAGCAGAACCUUAGGUGUUCUGACAUGCUUGAUGAACAUAAGGGCAGACAAGUUUUGAGGAACAACACAGUCAUGACACAUUACCUUUUGUUUGUUGAGAACACACAGGUGAGUGAAGCUUUUCAGUCCAUUGAAAGGUAUCUCUGCACUGAAACUUUGCUCUGAGUGCUGGCCCUAGAGGCAGGCCAAACGAAACACCUGGAUGAGAUAUCUAUUUAGGAAAAUACUAGUUUUUGAAACUUUAAAUGUGCCAGAAAAAGAGCAUGUGGACGUAACAUCGGACUUGGAUCUUAGAUUUGCAUUUUUGCUUGAGCCUUUUGAAAAGCUUUUGUCAGAUUUGGAAGGAAGGUGCAUGUUUUUGGACAUUAAAGCCACGAGAUCCUUCUCCCCUUCCUACAAUGUGCUUAGGCAAAGUUUCCUUCUUUUUUAUCUUCGAAGUGCGUCUUCUCUUUUUCUUCGUAGGAUUUGCUGUGUUGCGUAAUGAGAAAAAAAAUAUAUAUAAGAAAAGCAUGCAGGACUACAGCAAUGUCUCUGAAAACUUGUUAACCAUUACUCGACGGUUGUAGUCUGGUACAUCUGGUUUCAAUCCAGCCUUUGCUUCUGUGCAGAGGAUUCACUGAAGACAAAGUACACAUCGCAGCCCAGCACUAUGCUGCACUGAGAUUUAUAAUGUCAGAACUCUGCCUUACAUACAAGAAAAUGUUCUCUAAUUUUAGUUGAACUCAUUCAUCAGCAACAGCCGCUUUGUUCAUUUGAACAGCUUGCACAUUUUGCGUUUGGCUUGGUGGACAUUUUGGGAGAGUAAUUGUUAAGAUAUGACACCUGACCUGAAAUGAAUUUUAUUGAAUUUAGGACAUGGCAGAAACUUGUUGUGUUUUACAGUUUAUUGUAGAACCUAAAAAUGCCUAAAACACAUUGCCGGGCUAGUUGCUUUGGAUUCAUGAUUUAGUGUGCAAGUGUGAUCAGACGAGUCGUCUGCAAGCAAUGUGCAAGCGCUGUGUUUGUGUCUACUUCUAUACAUGUCCUUGUUCGGUCACACUUGCACAUUGUAUCAUGAAUCAUAAAAAUGGCCUCAGUGGAAGGGACAGUAUUCGCAUCAACACAUUAUUGUCUCAUUCAGUUCACACAGUACAGAACUAAAACAUUAAGUAACAUAGAAUUUAACCUUAUUUUGCUGGUUGGUUACUCUCAUGAAAACAGUUAUGUUAACAUUAAGAUUUAUGAUCGAUUUCUAACACCACAGAAAAAUCUUAUCAAGGCCAGGAUUAGCAUAACAUAUGGUAAUGUUGACUAGCAAAUUCCCUGAAUAAAAUGCAGGCGUCUGCAAACAAUCUUAGCUGAGCUGACUUGCUUAUGAUGUCAUUCACAUACAUUGUUAAUGUAAAUCCAGAAAAAGUGAAAGGCCUUCCUUUAUAUUAGUUGGGAAAUGCCACGUGCAAAUGAUAAAUGUAAUUGUACGCUAGCUAAUUUAUAACUUUUUGAGGCAAUUUCCUUAGCACUGAAUUCAGCUGACUCAGCUGACCAAUGGCACUACUGAAAUAGUUGUGAUCCAUGCAAUGGCCAUAUUUCCUUUUAUUAAUACCCCGCCCGCAUGAGGCAUUUUUGAUUGCGAUUGAGCCUCACUGGUAUCAAAUAUCUCAAUCAGAAUCUUCUCCUUUCCACAGCUUGCACAAAAGAACCAAUCACAAUUGAGAAAUUUGAUCCUGAUCUGAUGCCUAAAAGUGCCUAGUGUGAAUGAGGCAUAAUAAAUGUGUAAUGCCCAAAAAGAAUGCUGCUUUGUAUAUUGAUGAAACUGUUGAAAGUGCCUGUUAUGUUGCAGGUGAUUUUCUUACUUUGUAUCUCGUACAAAGGCAAUGAAAAGCACUGGUCACUCUUACCCUGCUUGUAUGCAACUUGUUCAACACGUGUUAUUGUCACACCCUCAUAUUCAUUUUGUACCAUGGAAUACUAACCUCUGUCAGCAUGGCAAGUAUGUCUAGUUGUUUAUGAUCAUGCAUUUCUUGAAAUUUUUGCAAAGCAUGUCUGUCACCUUAACCCCCCCCCCCACCACUUAGUUAAUCUUUGUUGUGACUACUAAGUAGUCGGGGGUAUUAAAUAAAAUACAAACAUUGAUUAGCUCCACUCUGCAUGAACAAAAUUGUUUGGAGGAGAUUUAGCUCCUUCAAGAGAAAACCUCUCAAUAUUAAGAGUGGAAAUUUCGGGUGUAUAAAGGAAAGGAGGUGACCUAGAAUUUUUGUCAUAUAGUUAGUGCUUUUAUUAUAACAGUCCUGUAACAAUAUGUACUGAUUAAAGCCAGUUGUUCUUC
Molecule: messenger RNA, 4483 nt
Organism: Dermacentor silvarum
Lineage: Eukaryota; Metazoa; Arthropoda; Arachnida; Ixodida; Ixodidae
Product: N-acetyl-D-glucosamine kinase-like
Exons: 9
Coding region: 304-1203 (299 amino acids)
Molecular function (GO): N-acetylglucosamine kinase activity
Source: RefSeq, a predicted model, not a curated record